Durusdinium trenchii is the source of this 2151-nucleotide messenger RNA. Lineage: Eukaryota; Dinophyceae; Suessiales; Symbiodiniaceae. The record is from the annotation of a GenBank genome assembly.
AUGUUCCGAGUCGCGCGGAUCGAGGGUCUCCACAGAGGAGGUCGCUUUGUAUGGAGAAGGUGCCAUAGCACUGGUGCCUUGCCCAUGCUGUUGCACCGGCAACUCUACUCUGACCUGGAGAGCUUUGCCGGGCAAUUAGGGAAUGCUUGCCGCGUGGGUGAUGGAGGUGCUGGUUGCUUUUUGCUCACGGGUUUGCCUCCAACGCUGUGCUCCUUGCAUGAGGAGCUGCUGAAGAGUGCCCAGCAAUUCUUCGCCCAGCCUGCCCAGGCGAAGGAGGCGGUGGACUACCAGCGAUCCCCCGAGUUCCGUGGCUAUAUGCGGCAGGGUGCCGAAAACACGGCUGGCAGUGUGGAUGAGCGAGAGCAGAUGGAGUUCGGCCGCGAAGAAGCGAGGCAUUUCCGGGAGGGCGGGCUUUACCAACGCCUUAGAGGCCCGAACCAAUGGCCCAGCAAACCUCCUCAUUUGAAGCCCUUGAUGCUGAAAUGGUUGCAAGAGAUGGAGGAGCUCUCCCGGCAGUUGACGCGUGCCUUGUCGCUGUCUUUGGGUUUAACCGCCACCGGACUGGAUGGAUACUUCCUGGAGCCGCAUGUGCAGGCCAAAUUGGUGCAUUAUCCACCUGCAGAAGGUGGCAUGGGUGUAGGUGCUCAUUGCGACUCGGGCUUUCUUACCUUGCUAUGGCAGGACUCGGAGGGGUUGGAGUUCCUGGAUGCCAAUGGUCAGUGGAUCCCGGCCACACCGGUGCCGAACUCUUUGGUUUGCAACCUGGGUGAGGUGGUCCAACUGCUCACCGCUGGUGUUUAUCCUGCCACCGUUCAUCGCGUCCUGCAGCCAAAGACUGCUGGGAGCUCGAAGGGAAAGGAACUGGUUCGGGGACGACCUGGUCAGAGUGUGGUUCAACAAGCGGACCAGACCGAUCUUUUCUAUGUAUUUGAUCACCGUUUUCAGGACAGUUCCAACCAGGGCUCCGCGCGAUUUCCCAUCCCAGGUCUUCUGGAUCUUCUGGUUCUGAAUCCUCCCCUGCUGUUUUGGAAUUCACCCGUGCGCAUUCGGGUCUAUAACACCGAGCGCGCCAACGCGCAGAUCUUGGCCCAAACCGUCCGACAGCACACUCUUCUGGCAGCCGCAGCAAAGGGAACCAUGGGCAUUUUCAUCGUCUUCGUGCUCUCCCGUGCGUUGCAUCCCAUGGUGAUCGACUACUCCAAGGAGGAUGGACAGAUGCUCUAUUCCAAGAACUCUCCUGCAAUCAUGAGUCAGCUCCUUUCAAUGAUCUUCGUUAACUUCCUGGCUUGGCAAGAGGAGGGAAUGAAGGGCGUGAAAGCAUGCUGGCAAAUUCCCAAGGGUGCUUCCAUCUUCAUCGUCAUCGGUCUUUGGUAUGCCUUCGGUGACUUCUUGGAAAUGCUUUCCAUGGGUGCCAUGACGGGUGGUGUCUACCAGCUUUUGCUCCAAUCUAAGCUCUUGAUUACCGCCGUGAUGAUGAAGCAGCUGAAAGGAACUACCCAGAGCGACCUCCAGUGGAAUGUGCUGAUUGCAGCCACCUUGGCCAUCAGCGCCUUUGUCAUGGUUGACUCCGGCAGCUCCGAUGGCGAGUCUGGCAUUCCUUUGAUGGGUGUCGCCAUGGUUCUUUUCAAAGUCGGCGUUUCUUGCUAUGCUGCCGUGCUCUCAGAUGCCAAAUUGAAGGGCUUCAGCAACAUGUCCAUGUCGGCCAAGCUUUCCUUGAUGUCUCUUUCUCGUGUGAUUGCUUCCGUGGGCAUUGCUGCCGUCAUGGAACCAAGCGUGCAGCCCUCCUACCAGUGGAGUGCGGCUGGAUUCUUUGAUCACUGGACGUUGGCCACCUGGGUUGUGACCUUGUCCUUCACCUCAAAGUCUUUGAUCACUUUGUACCUGCUAAAGUCUUUGGACGGCAUUCAGAAGAACGUGGGCGAGGCUCUGGCUGUGAUCGUGAUCUUCUUGGGACAGAUCGCAGCAGGCUCCUCCGUCUUCAACCUGUGCGCCUUCCUCUUGGCCUGCUUGGUGGUCAUCCUCGUGCGCAUCUAUGGACUGGCCGGCAAGGUGAAGGCUGCUGCCAAGCCUGCAGCUAACACAGCGGUCUUGGAUGUGAAAGGACAGAACCUCAAGGUGACAGAGAUCAAGAACACCAACUCCCCAGUCUAG